AUGUCCGCUCCAGCAGCUAACGAUGUCGUUUCUUUCAAGGACCGGGCAACGGCCGAUCAGGCCAAACCCCACAACGAUCUCCUUGUCAUCGAGUUGACGAUCCAGGACAUCGACGUAGCGAGAGUGUUGGUCGACAACGGAUGCUCGGCCAAUAUUAUCUACAAAAGCACCCUCGAAAGAAUGGAGAUCGAUCUGUGCGCCGUUACGAAAAGACCCAGCCCGAUAUUCAGACUCUCGGGAAAUGCUACUAUGACUCUCGGCUCGAUCGACCUUGUUGUUAAUGCCAGGAGCGUCAUGAAAGUCACGGAAUUCUUAGUCAUCGACCGUCCAACAUCGUACAACGCGAUCGUCGGUACUCCAUGGCUGAAUUUCAUGCGAGCGAUCCCUUCGACAUUCCAUCUGUGCCUUAAGUUUCCAACCCCUCGUGGAGUCGAAACUAUACACGGAGACCGCAAGAUGUCGCAAAAAAGAAAGCUGACUCUCGAUGAGAACGCCCCGGAACGAGACUCGGAAGUCUUCUGGCAAUCUCAAAGGGCGGAAGCCCUAGAAGGAAAGCGCGAACCGACUUACGAACCGGUAAUUUCGAUCUGCCUCGACCUAUCCUCUCCGGAACGAUGCGCCGAGAUUGGAGCCAACCUCCGCGAGCCACUAAAGACAGAGCUCAUCGCCUGUCUCAAAAAGAACCUCAAUCCGUUCGCUUGGGCCGCAAAAGAAAUGCCAGGGAUUGAUAUCAGCAUAAUGUGUCAUGAGCUUAACAUCGAUCCGACCUACAGACCCGUCAAACAAAAAGGCGGAAGCAAGGACCGGAGCAUGCCACCGCGGUAA
Messenger RNA from Brassica oleracea var. oleracea, 825 nucleotides. RefSeq lists its product as uncharacterized. The record is from RefSeq and is a predicted model, not a curated record. Bases 1 to 825 code for a protein of 274 amino acids. The transcript has 2 exons. NCBI's taxonomy places the organism in Eukaryota, Viridiplantae, Streptophyta, Magnoliopsida, Brassicales, Brassicaceae.